AUGGAAGGGAGUGAAGUGAAGCCAGCAAGAGUAGCUCCUCCUAAACCAAUGCCGUACCUCCCACAGAGACCUCCCAUAGAACCUUUAACACAGCCUGCACCUUCUAAUGGACCCCCUCCUACUAAACCUGGUAAAAAGCCUCCACCUUCUGUCCCCCCUCCUCUUCCUCCUAGAGUGGACCUUGGUGAGACAGCAGUGGAUGUGGGCAGUUCAAUCAAAGAACAAAGUAACAUUGACCUGGCACAGAAAGGAUCACCUAAACCUAAGUAUGAAGUUAACUUGUUUCUUUGUGUGUAUUUGUCAGUAACCUGAGCCAGUCAAGUACCAAGAGUCAGCAAAUUUCUGCUUGUUUUCAUGACAGUCUCUUAGUUUUGAAUUAGAACUAUUGUUAGGGAAAAUGGUGAAAGCAUGCAUGCACCAAGGAUAAAAAUUGGGGGAGUGUUAAAAGGCCUCUAAGUCCCUGUGACAUAAUGUCAAAUUCUCCUUUAUUUUAUAAGCAAAGACAUGUCAAUUUAGAGGGAGAAUCAGCAGUUUAUCAUUUUGAUGUCACUUGGAACUUUUUAAUAGGCACCCCUUCAAGAAGAUUUUAACAGCCAUAAUUAAAAUAUGUAUAUUUUUUUGGAGAUCGUAAUUUUUGUCAAUCUUAUCUGAGGUCUUAAGUCAUGCCAAUUUUGCAAUUGUGCAAUUUUUGCCAUAUUAAUUUACAGUGUAGAGUAUACUAUUUUUGUGAAGAGGAAUUUUGUUCUGUACUGUUGAAUUUUCAACUUUUGAGUUUAACAUGCUAGUGAUGAAUAUUGUAUCACUUUUGCAUCAUCUCACAUUAGAAUAAAUUUUAAACUGUCUUCUGUGCAUGAGCAAGGCCAGGUGUACUCUAACAGCACCCAGCCCGUCGUGCCUAACCUUUGCUACUGGUUACUACAAAAUCUUUUUAACCCCCCCCCCACCCCACCCCCUGAUAAUUUGAACCAAUUUGCUUUUUCCAAAGGUGGUUGAAAAAUCGGGAUUCCACUGUAUUAUUAGAACUACUUCUGCCCCUAGUACUAUGUAAUGGCCAAUUUUUUCUCUCCAUGUACUUUCCAUAAAUUCAGUCAUUUUAAGUAUCCUUUCAGUUCUACAACAGUUACAGCCACUUACUAGCGUUCCAAUAAUUAUUGUACAAAUGAUCUUUCUACAACACUGUACAAGCAGUUAAAAGCUGCCAGUGCACAAUCUAAUGCAGUCACUGUUGAUCAUACUCACUUUGUGUAGUUUAAAUAUUCUGGUCAUUAUAUAUUUUUAUUGUAAUUCCUAAAGCUUUUUAAAUGAACCUCGUCUCUGUAUAGCCGAUUUUUUAUGGAAAAAAUAACGCAAAAUUUUCAUUCUUACAUUAAACUUAACCUUACUUACAAUUCACAUUUGAUUUGGGUUUUUUUCCCUCCGUUUGCCUUCCUAAUAUUCCUUCUUUUCACAGAUUCUUCCCAAAGUGGCACUCGUAGAGAAGUUGUACUGUAACUGAAUGUAUAUGUUUCUGUUUGUUUAGUCCUAAAGGUAGACCUGAAAUCUCCACUGUACCAGCAAAACCAAUGGAUUCUUCAGGAGUGAUUCCACCUCCUGCUGUCCCCGCCCAACCUGCUCCAGUAUUUGAAGAGCCUUUACCCAAGACACCACAAAGGCGAAAACCCAAGAGUCGUGAGCCCCCUCCUAGACCUAAGACACGCCCAGUAAGUGAGCUUACCCUGGAAUCAGAUGAACUGGAUAUGGGCUCAGUGAUACCUGAUAAGAAGAUAAAUACUCCCAAAGAGGAUGUUAGUAAGGUCGAUGGCAGUAGGUUGAGUAAUACUCCAGCUUUUCUAACACAGAAGGUGAAAAAUGACAAGCCUGAAAUUAAUGAUGUUUUAAGAACUGAUGAGCAUGUUAAUGGAAGUGGAAAUGUUAACGAGAAGUCAGAGUUACACCCAAGAGAUUUGUGCGGUGAGAUAGGAGAGGAAGAUCAACAGGUUAACAAAGUUGCUGACAAAUCAACUGCAAUAAAAGCAAAACCCAGAGAGAGGGAAUGUAGAUCUUCAUCUGGUGUUGAUGAAGUGAAGGAAGAAGGUUUGGAUGGUACUGGAAUCCCAGUUGUGGAUGCAGUGGCUGCAGGAAAGAAGACUAAACCAACAGUUAUUAUUGCAGCUAAACCUCCGAAGAAAACGACUUCUUCUCAGGGACCAGAGGAAAAAGACGGAAUUGAGGAACAUAAGGGGGAAAAACUGAUUCCUGUCAGUACCCAAGAGAGAAAGCCACCUCCUCUGGCUAAGAAACCCAAGCCAGCUCUUAAACCCAAGCCCUCCAGUGUUCUGGAACCAGCUGUUAAGGAAUCCGCAGAGGACAGGAAGCUUGAUAGUACUGUAGCCCCUAAACCAAAGGCGAAACCCACUGUGAUAUUGCCAGCAAAACCAUCUAAAACUACAGACGUACCAAAGACUGGUGGUGAAUUUGCUGAGGAGAAGGAAGUGAAUGGAGUCCAAAAGAAAGGACCUCGGCCGACUGUGAUAUUGGCGGCCAAACCUUCUAUAGCUACAGAAACACCAACACCUGGUAGUGAAUCUGUUAGGGAGAAAGACGAAACUGUAGCCCAGGUGAAAACAUCACGUCGGCUCACUGUGGUAUUGCCCUCUCAACCUUCUAAGAUUCCUGAAGCACCGAGAGAUUCUGAUAAAGAGACUUCUAAGAGCGUAGAAGAUGGUCAGACCUCUUCAAAGGUAGCUUCUGCUGAACCUGGAGAAAUGCAAGAUCAGUCUGCUGCACCUCAACCAGUGAAAACUAAGCGCGCACCAACUGUAAUUAGAGCGCCACGCCCUCAGGGGCAAGAGACAGGCGUAGAGCGGAAAGCGCCCAAAAGACCACAGAGAGGACCAAGUAUUAGAAGAUCAGCGCCACCACGGCCAGAUAGUGCUCCUCCCGCAAAGAAUGAGGAUCAGAGUGAGCUUGCAGCUGGUGCUCAGAAAGAAGAAGCGAAACCAGAUGCUUCCGCUCUGCUGAGUGAUAAAGUACAAACUAAAUCAAGUCCUCAAAGACCAGUUACUAUGCCUGGAGUUAAAGAAAAUGAAUCAGUUUUAGAUAAAAGGAAAUUGCAUGAGUCAGAGUCGUCACUAGGGAUAGAAAAAAAUAUAACUAGAAAAGGCUCAAAGAAGGGACCUCCUCCUCCCAGACCCCCUGCAGCUGAUUCUGUUAGAGGGGAAGUGGAGCCUACAUCAAACAUACGCGAUGAAGUUCAUUCCUCAGAUGAAAAAUCAAACGAGAAACAUAGACCUGCGCCUCGUAGAUCUCCUUCGAGUAAGCUUGCUGGUGGUAAGACCAGCGUUAGUUCAGACGCUCAAAAAACACAGGAUCAUAAACCUAAAGAAAAAAGCAAACCACCUCGGCCUUCUUCUCGCACUGUAGAUAGUACACAUCCUAAAGAUUUGCAUGACGAGCCUGUGGAAGCUCACGUGGAAGUUAAAACCAAACCAGCCAGACCAGCUCCUGCCGCUUCAAAGGCAGAUGCUGCCAGUAGGAAUGCAGCUGAGAUACGAACAGUAGCAGAGUCAUCAGCGGAUGAUCACGUGAACAACACAUGCAGUGUACGUGGCUCAAGGGAGACAGAUCAUGCUAAGGGCCAUGAAAAGGCUUCAAAGUCCAAAGCAAGACCACCUCGACCUACAUCUGCAUCGACUUCAAAGAACGAGAAACAAGCACCAUCACAGCCAGUAGCAAAGUAAGUAACAUUGCCUUUACUGCUCGUCGCUCCCUCAAGUGUUUAGUGAAAUAAGAAAGCGCCUUGUUUAUAGAGGAGGUACACUUAGCCCUUUAGCUCGUUUACUGGCAGCAUACUAAAAGCAACGCCAGCAAAACGUCAAAUUUGGCAUAUAAUGUAGCAUGAUUGAAAUAAGAACUGUCUGGAGGCAAAACAACAAGCUGUUUACAGCAAAGGCCGACGAGAUGAACUUAGGACUACAGAGAAACAGUCAGAAGUCAGAGCGGAGCCCGAACUCAGACCUCUCGAUUAAGAGUCCACUGGUCACUUGGCCACGCCAUAUCCUUCUCGCUGGUACACUCCGCCAGUGUUUACCGUAUUUUCUCUAUUAAAAGCCGGACCCCGAUGAAACGCUGGCCUCGAAAAACGCCGGGUCAUAACUGCCGAUUUUCAACUAAACGCCGGGGUCGUUUAAUCGGGGCCCUGGCGUUUGAUCGAGGUCCCUGCGUUUAUUUGCGGUCGAGGUCACAAGGACCGGUAACAAAUAAAUAAAAUCUCUUGAACAGCACUGUUACGACAUACCAAGAACAGUAUGCUGUUUUGGUAUUUUAGUAAACUUUCAAAGGAAAAAUACUGACGUAACACAACAAAAUGUACAGUACCAUAAUACUGUAACUUUAGGUAAUGUACAUACGGUAAUCAUCCUCGGAGAUCCAGAGGCGGGACGAAGGGAAAAAUCGUCCUCCCGCCACCCCCUGACAAACUGCCCCCGGGCCUGAAAAUGACAGAAAAUUGCAUUUCAUUAAUAAACGCCGGCCUCGAAGACAAGCCGCGUCAAAACUGCCCAUGACUUUUUUUUCGAGAAAAUACUGUACAUCAGCUAUCGUCUGGGUCAUGUCGAAAUGGAAAAAAAGAAAAGGUGCCAUUUAGCUGAACCGCUUAUCUUGUUUCAGGUCCAGGAAAAAGAAAAACGAAGACACUUCCUCAACCCAAGUGUCAUCUGUUGAACUUUGCAUGUAACUCGGGAGACGAUAUCGUGAGAUACUAAUACUCGGAUGGCGGAACCUACUAAACAGAAAAUCGCAUUCAUCAAGAGUACAAAAACAAACAAAUAUAAAACCUGAUUUUUUCCCUUGUAACCAGACUUUCUUUACAGCUGAAACAUCCAGUAAGAAAGUUCCCCCCGGAGCUAAGGAAAGGUUUUCAGGUCGUGGGUUCCCUUAGCUUCAGUGUACAGGGGCCAUUCCCCGUUUCUCGAAAGUCGCGGUAACCUUUCAGAAAUCAAAUAUUCAAACAAAAUUUAAAUGAUAAAAGUGUGGUUGGUAGAAAAAAUAUCUGUUCAUUUCGUUCUGCCAACUAAUAAUUUUGGCAUGGUUUCUGUAAAGCUGUUGAAACCUUUAUCGUAAAUGUAAACGGAACAACAGCUUUCCUGGACCUUCAAGAAACGGCCCCCUAAUGUAAACCUAACGUCAGACCUACCUUAAGGCGAUGUUACACGAGACGAUUCGCAACGACGAUUUUUAGCACAACACAGCGUUGCAACAUUGUUGCGAUAUUGUUUUAAAGGCCCAUUACGGAACGUGCCAGUAAAACCAGUUAAUAAUUUGUGUAUUUGUCAGUCAAUAUCCUGUGUACAUGUUUUUAAAGGUUAGCCAUUUUUCCCAUGAUUUGACUGAUGAUUUUCUACAAUGGGUAUUUAUUAUUUUGGGGUCAGUGUUUAAAUUUCGCGAGGAUUAUUAGCGGAGCGAUGUUUUCACAAUCACUAAAAACGCGUAAUUAAACACCCGCGCGACAUUAAGUACCAAUAUGGUACUUCAUGUGGAUUCAAUUUGACAAUUUCUCAAAUCAUGAUAGAAAAUGAGUUUAUAAAAAUCCUUGUGCAAACUAAUUCUUGUGGAUGAGACUGCCGUGUAACUACUAACUUUUAUGUGGACGUGAUGAAUAGUAACCGUCGAGUAAAGGAAAAACUUGCUCACAUGAAACAAAUUGCUGUUUGUCGUUUGCCGUAGACGCGAUUCUAAAUCUCUUUACACACCAAAAAGGACUUGGUGUAGAAGUUGCGAGGAGUAUUAUACGGGACUUGUUGCUACAAGUAUGUAGAUUUUAAGAGAAUUUCUCGAAAGAAAUCCACUAUUAUAAUUUUUAGUGAUUUUUCCGAGUCACAUUGGGCUAACGUGAGAAAUGUUAGCCUAAUUUUGACCAAGUUGCAGCCCUUUUCCUCAUCUUCACCUGUCGCCGAAGACAACCACAGAGCUUUGGAGCAAUUUGUGAAAUACUUGUUAGCAAAACGGGAAUAUAAAUUUUUGUAAUCUUUUCUUCCCUUCAAAUACAUUUUUGUUUUUUUCUAAAUUUCUUUUUUCUGCAUGCUUUUUGUGUUGUUUCUGAUUUACCAACUAGCAAUUUUGUUCACUGAAAAAUGCAAUUGGGUAUGGUUGGAAAGAUCUCUUAUCUCCCUGUAUACAAUUUAAUCGUCAAAGUUAUCUGUGACCGUCAAAUUGAUGAUGUCACAAGGGGCACAAGGGACGUAGAUCUGUUACGGGCGGCUCGGGUGUGAGUGGGUUACACCAUUACUGACUUAUUAAUUUGCAGUCAUUACUUUCUGAAUUAAUGCGCUUGGUUUUUGCAUUUUAUUUAUCCUUAUAGGCAGGAGAUGAGAUUGUGCUUGUUAAAAAGAUUGAUUAUGAUUGGUACGUUGGUCGGCUUGGUAACCAGGAGGGGAUGUUUCCUGUGAAGUUUGUGGAAAUCAUUGAGGAUCUUCCUCAAGAGACCACACAGGAAGACCAGGUAAAGAUCCCUGAAAAGGGCUACUAAAUGUACACGAAGCCCACACUUUUUAGUUACCAAUAGAAAAACGUGUAAAAUUUAUUCGCAUUUUUUCCAUUCGGAAUCUUUUUGCCCUCCGCAGGGUUCCGGCCUAGAGCCCAGAACCCGAGGAGGCACCCUAAAUUUCCCCGCGUAUAGAAUCGAAGUAUCGAAAUCUUCUCGAAUGAAGAAACUAGGCGCGCAAGGUAGUCCCGGUUAAUUUUUCAGCAUGCGUGCAAGGAGGUAUUGGGAAAUUCUGGAAACACGUCGUUGACCGGUUAGCAUUUAAGAUUCCAUCAUCCAGAACCACCUUCCCCUCUUAAGUACACUUACAUGAAAUUUCUAAGUCUCUUCAAACUUUUACUCUUCUUUUCUUUUCCUUAAGUCUAAGUCCCUUCUGUUAUGUAGUGACAAACCUAACGGUAAAUGAAAGCUAACCAUUUCGAGUCAGUGCUUAGACGACCUAAUCACUGUAUUCAGUGCUUAACCCUAAUCACUAUAACGUUUUUCGCAAAAAUUAAAAUCCCGGUUUAAUAUCAGCCCUAAGUUUAGACAAGGGUGGGUGGGCAGGUAGGCUUUUAUCCGGGAAGGGGGGGGGUUUGUAAGAGAAAUAAAUAUCGUCUCGAAACGAACUGAUAACAACACUCAAUUUAAUUCAAUCCAAGAGAAAAUCAACAACUCGAAUUUAAAUUGCUACCAGAACAUAUCCAAACAAGUUAUAUAUAUACGUUAGAUACCUGCCGAAAGGCCUAUAACCUGGGAGGUGAUUAUGAUCGAAAUUUUUUUAUAAAUUCUGUCUACAAAUAAAUGGGCUAAUAGGAAACUACGUCUCCAUUUUUUAUCCCACGACUGGAGCGUUAGACCUGAAUGGCAUUUCAUUAAUCUCAGCACAGAAUUCAGGGGAACAUCAAUUAUUUUGGGGGGCGUUUCACUCUUAUCACCUAUACCAAACGUUUCAUUUACGGUGCUUUCCACAGCCGACUGCGGUGCCAGCAAGCUCCCCGUUUGAUGUAAUGGCUUUAUAUGAUUUCCAUGGAAACGACCAGGAUGGCGAGCUUGUCUUCAGUGCAGGGGAUAUGGUCCACGUGAUCGAAAAGAUCAAUGAUGAUUGGUUAAAAGGAGAAACCGGUGGACAGACAGGGGCUUUCCCUUGCAGUUUCGUUGAUAUAAGUAUAGACGUAAUCAAUAAAUUACCACAAACUGAAAGAAACGUGUCGGCAAACAAGAGUAGGAAAGAGACACAUUCAAAACCAGGGCGUUCUCUUCAGUGUAAAGCUCUGUUUGAUUACAACAGCGGUGUGGCAGAAGAUCUCAGUUUUAGCGUGGGAGAUGUCAUUGAAGUGCACGAGAAAAUAAGUGACGAGUGGAUUAAGGGCAAGCUUCAUGGACAAGUCGGGAUGUUUCCCUCGGCUUUUGUGGAGAUGCUUGAAGGUGCACAGGAGAAAACAGGAAUUGAAACAGGUAAAAAACGAAAUUUAUUUCACAGUUUGUCGAUCUAUUUUUCGCUGCUGCAGCCUCUGACAUUACAAUAGCCAAGAAUAGAGCUGUGAUUACAACUUCGUUUCCAGGGUCUCUCCUGGCCACUCGCCCCUACGGAUAGGAGAGAAUUGUGCUAACGAGGUUGCUGUGAUUUUUGUUAUCAGCGGAUUUGACUUGGAAGCAAGGCAAAGGGCUCAGUGUGUAUUGUAGGUACCCACUAAGUUCUUUUGGAACAGAAAACUUGUUUUCUUAUAAACUGACGUCCAAAUCGACAUUCUAUCGUUGUCUAGCAAAAGUAUACUGCAGUGCCGCCGGUAUAAACUACCGCCAAUACAGCCACAUGGUGUUUUCAGGAUACCCCUUGAAACUCUUUUCUCAUGUAAAAACGUUUUUUUGUUCAAAUACAUUUGUAGAGCUGCUGACGACGUAAGUGAAAGCGGUCUUUUGCACCGAGGUAAAAUCCACAAUCAUGAGUGAUGCGCGAGUCUUGUUCAAGUCUUGAAAGUUUCAUUCAUGUUUAAUGAGUUGUUAAGCGGUGUUUAUCAUUACUAAGUGGUAAAUGAAUCAGAUACGCUUUCCUUCAGUAUUAGAAUAAAGCGAGGUGUUACGCAGGCUACUUUCAACAUUAAUGUGCGGGAUCAAUUUAGGCUUCUGGGAAACUGCCCAUCUACCCCUCCCCUAAGUCAACAUUAACACUUACUUCUCACUUAAGGCAAAAUGUUGACCAAGAUGCGUAGCGCGUGUUAAAGAAAUACGUGAAAUAAGUAUUCCUCGUUCUACAAGCCAACUAUUUGUUACACUUUGAAUGCUUGCCACGCCACGCCACACGGGUGGACAACACAAAUAACGCACCAAGCUUGUAAGCAGGCAGAUUCAGUCUUACCAGUUGCACAGCUCGUCGCACGAGAGCGAUUACGAGUCGCACCACUUGAAAAUAGCCCCUCUCUACCUUCUGCAACUUGCCACUCAAAUUCGAAGUGUCCAUAAUAAGGUGCAUGUUAACCAUGGGUAUUUAUCAUUUACAUGGGAAAACCGGAGAUUCCGGGUGGAAAUUCAAAUGUUUCGCGCCAUCCGUUUGGGAAGCUUCAGAAAAUAUGGGCUGUGAUUUGAGGUGAUGCAAUUUUUCAACUCAUUUUUGUCUGUUCAGUUAAUUUGUAUCUACUUUGUAGCGGAUCGUUAUUCCACCACGUCAAAUUUUAUAGUCUCAUACUUAUGCACAAGAUUUUCACCCUGGUGGUUUGUGUAAAUGGUAAGCAACCCAGCUGCACGACUCGUACGACCCUCCCUCACCUCUCAGGUUCAUAAAGCCCUCGUAAUAUACCGUAUAAUUGGAUGUACGACGCGUACAAGUUGUACCCCUUGAAAAGACUCCCUACAGGGUACCCCUCCGGAGCUUGUUAGCUCUCUCCUGAAUUACUGUACUUCACUUAUUUUCUGUUAUUAGAAGAGACGGAGAAACCUGUGGUGGAAUACGGCACAGCUCGGUAUGAUUUCACUGCCUCAGCAUCUGAUGAAUUGUCCUUCAAGAAAGGAGACAGAAUAGAAGUUACAGAAGUUGUCAGCGAUGAUUGGCUGAGAGGGAGGCUUGGAGAUCACGAGGGAAUGUUUCCUCAGGCUUUUGUUCAACUUUCAAAAGAGCCAGGUACAGCCAGCAAUCGUCUCAUUUAUUGUCACGCUCUUAAAUAGCAGUUUUAUCUGUUUUACUUCAUCUUAAGUAUGUACAUAGACGAACCAAACUUUGACCAAACUGGAUGUCUGGCUCCUCGACCAGUCUGUUGUUUGAUUACAAACUUUCUGUGCAAUUCCUUUAGCAAACUUUUCGACCGGGUACAAAACAAAUAUAUUGCUUUGUAAGUUGUUUUUAAGCAUUUCACGAUAAAUAGGAAAGCCUUUAGUUUGCUAUUUUUAAGUACCCCUGGAAGAAACGCAAAUGCCGUGAGAAUUUAGUCACGGAUUCUCAUACCUGACAACAACGAUCCUGUCCCAGGCUAUUGCCCUAUGAGCCAAUCGUCAGUUUGUACAGACUACAUUGCCUGGUUGAUUUCGAUAUCUGUGUUUGUUAAACCCUUUUAGGACCUCAGCCUAGGAAGAAUGUCAAAGCUACACCAAAGGCGAAGGCUUUGUUCGAUUUUGAUGGCGAAUAUGAAGAUGAAUUAUCUUUUAAGGUAAUUACUUACCUUCAAUUUGUUUAGGAUCUUGGCAUUGUUCUUAGUUUUUGCUCGCAGGCUAAAGUCCUUUCCGCGUCCGCCUAUUUCCCUUUCGUAAACGGUCGUUGCCAUUUUUAAUGGUCGAUGCCACCAUUGGUAACCAAGCUUUUAGACAUGAAGGAUGUAAUAUAAUCCCUGGACUAAGUUACAAUAAGGCAAAUAAUACCUUUUUGAAUAGUCUUACAAAAAAAGGAAGUUGAAGCCCGAGUCGAAUUUACGUUAAAAAUUAUGGAAAGAGCUAGGGCGGUCACCUGAAUUAACAGUUAUGAAAGACAGUUUGCUAGUGAAUGUAAUUAAAAUUUUUGUAAAUUUUGGCGGUCGGUGUUGUAGUGUAGUGGUAAGGGAGAGAGAUUACGGUACCUGAUCGCAACCCUGACCUUGGGUUGCGAUUUUCUUUCAUUUUAAUACAAACGCUUUCAAAAACAGGUCAAAAAAUUUUUAAGUGUCUUAAAAAUCGCAGCGACCGUUUACGAAAGAGACAACUGCUCCGCCUCCAGUUACGCUUAGGGCGCGAAUAUAAAGUUGAAUGCCAGACUAAAACGACCAGAAAUACCACGCUCUCUGGAUUGUUAAAUCAUGACAUUAAUCAAUUAGUCAUUGAAAAAAUUACUUACUCAUUAUAUAUGUCAUUGGAUUGUACUUAGAAAUCUAACCUUUUUGGUCUGACUUUGCAAACUAAAGUGAAACUUGCGCCACAUGACAUGACAAAAGAGAGUUUUAGAUUCUGAGACGAGGACGACUGCAAGUACGAGAUUUUUUCAAUACUAAGCGGUGCUCGCGCGUGAACCAGCGUCAUUUUGGCGGGAGUUUUAGCUAGAUAGCCUCACUAAUUUUUCAGGUAAAAAAUAUUGCAAUGAAGCUUUCCGGGUUGAAUAUUUUUGAGAAUACGCGAAAAAACUUAAAGUUAAAUCGCGUACUCGUACUCGUCCUCUUCCUCAAAUCUAAAUCUCUCUAAAAACUAAACACAACGGACAACAAUCUGCUAAAGGUCUUAGACCGACAAAAAAGAAUGAGGUUAUUCUCUUGUCUGUCCCAUUAAGGCGCUAACCUUUCCAAGGCAAACACUAGCCUCCUCCGCAGGCAACUCCUAUUGUAACGGUUGUACUGACCGUGAGGAGUCUGAGAACGAGAAAAAGAGAAAAAAGUGAAGAGGGGUUGGGAUCACUGUAUCUCCCCAUUUUCCCAUUUCUCCCCAUUCUCCUACUCGUUCUCUAAAACAGGACUGUGAAGCCCGCGGAGGGGGCUAUAGGCAAACACUUAGAGCAGCUCUUCAAAUGAGUUCAGAAGCAUCGCCCCUUUUAAACCUCUAACUGAAGGCUAUGUGAGACGCCAUAGCAAGCGAUACCGGGUCCUGAUUAUGCAUGCGCUUGUCUUUGUCUUUACUCAGGUCGAUGAUGACAUUAUUUUGUUGGAACGGAUAAAUGACGAAUGGCUGAAAGGUCAAGUAAACCACAGAGUCGGCAGAUUUCCUGCACCAUUUGUCAAAGUUUUGACACCACUUCCUUAG
Porites evermanni is the source of this 11689-nucleotide messenger RNA. Lineage: Eukaryota; Metazoa; Cnidaria; Anthozoa; Scleractinia; Poritidae. The record is from the annotation of a GenBank genome assembly.